Molecule: messenger RNA, 942 nt
Organism: Brenthis ino (lesser marbled fritillary)
Lineage: Eukaryota; Metazoa; Arthropoda; Insecta; Lepidoptera; Nymphalidae
Source: the annotation of a GenBank genome assembly
AUGUUAGCAGAAUGUGAAGAGCGUUGCAAUAUGUCGCUGUCUGUUCUUCAAUUCAAUUUUAUGGCUUUAAGGCGCGCCAACCAUGUACAAUUUAUAUCGCCAAUGUCUCGUUCAAUGGAGGAGCAGGAGACACGGUGGAGAGUAAAAGAUGCGCAACCGGUCUGCGACCGAAGGCCGCUGCAUGAGAAGGACGCGCGCCUCCUAUACAAAGUCGAGGACCUGCAGAGUGCGCCCGCGCCGCCUCGCCGCCCGCUAAUGAUGUCCUUCGUUGAACCGCUCGUAAUUGGACAAAGCCUGAAUGUUCAAUCAUCAGGCCAUCGCUGCGGCUUAACUAAUGAAGAUUUAAAUCGACGCUGGUCCAAGCCAAGCCCCGUUUUGCAUCCUUCUAUUUACCAUACCAAGGGGUUAAUAGAGUACUUAGUACGCGUUUGGAAGAAACCGCCGUUAGUGUACUGCGACUAUCAUGGACACUCACGCAAGAAGAAUGUGUUCUUUUAUGGAUGCGCCGGCGCAGAGAGCUGGUGCAGCAACGACCGGCUAGUGCAAGAUGAGCCUGUUAAAUACCUUAUGCUGCCCGCCCUCAUGCAUCGCAUAUCCGCGGCGUUUGCUCUCGGUUCGUGUUCGUUCCGCGUAGAGCGCGAACGCGAGAGCACCGCGCGCGUCACCGUGUGGCGCCACCUGGGUGUCACGCGCUCCUACACCAUGGAGGCCUCGUUCUGCGGCUUCGACAGAGGACCCUACAAGGGACUCCAUCUGAAUACGCAGCAUUUGCAGAGCGUGGGUAGCGACUUUUGCGAGGCCCUCAACGGACUUGGCGAUAACGCCGCCAAUGUAGACAUUCAGCUUACUAAGGAUCUUAACGACAGUGAAAUAGCAGUGGACAGCGAGCCUGGCUCCGGGUCCGAUAGUGUUCUAAAGACAGACUCUGAUGAAGAUUUUGAC